Messenger RNA from Lipotes vexillifer (Yangtze River dolphin), 4470 nucleotides. It is a transcript of the gene ZNF518A, whose product is annotated as zinc finger protein 518A. Lineage: Eukaryota; Metazoa; Chordata; Mammalia; Artiodactyla; Lipotidae. The coding region runs from base 1 to 4470 and encodes 1489 amino acids. The transcript has a single exon. The record is from RefSeq and is a predicted model, not a curated record.
AUGCCAUCUGAACAGAAACAUUUAUUUUUUGAUGAAAAACAGCAUACUUUAAAAAGAGAUUAUGAUGUGAAAAAUGAGAGAGUUGAUACUAUCAGAUCAGUACUUAAACCAAAAAUUUCAGAAAGUAGUUUUCAUUAUGAACUAAAAAAUGUGAAAAUUGUUUUGCCGAAGAUAAAUAUUCCAAAUGAGGUCCUAUUGAAACAUGAAGUUGACAAAUACAGAAAAUUAUUUCAGCAUAAACCACAGACUGCAAGAAAAUCUAUCGGUAUAAAGACUGUAAGCUGUGUAGAGGAGUGUAUGUUACUCCAUAAGUCUGAGAGAGUUGAAGAGGAAGGUAUAAAAAUGUCUGCAAAAAUACUCAACUUCAACUGUUUGAAGUGCCGAGAUAGUACUCGGUAUAGCCCAAAUGAUUUGCAGAAACACUUCCAAAUGUGGCACCGUGGUGAAUUACCUUCAUAUCCUUGUGAAAUGUGCAGUUUUUCAGCAAAUGACUUUCAGGUAUUCAAACAACAUAGACGAACCCAUAGAAUUACUUUAGUAAAAUGUGACAUUUGUAACAAUGAGAAUUUAUAUACUUUAUUAGACUUGACAAAGCAUUUUUCAUCCACACAUUGUGUAAAUGGUAAUUUUCAAUGUGAAAAGUGUGAAUUCUCCACCCAGGAUGUUGGCACAUUUGUUCAGCACAUACAUAGACAUAACGAAAUCCUUUAUAGAUGUGGUAAAUGCCAUUAUAUAUGUUUAACCAAAGGAGAGCUUCAGAAGCACCUUCAUAUUCAUUCUGGUACAUUUCCCUUCACUUGUCAAUAUUGUAGCUAUGGUGCUACCAGGAGAGAGCACCUUGUAAGACAUGUUAUAACUUUGCACAAAGAACAUUUAUAUGCGAAAGAAAAACUGGAAAAAGACAAAUAUGAAAAAAGGAUGGCAAAGACUUCAGCAGGACUUAAACUAAUUUUGAAAAGAUAUAAAAUAGGUGCAUCAAGGAAGACAUUCUGGAAACGUAAGAAAAUCAACAAUGGAAGUGACAGAAGUAUAGAAAAAAACACUCAAGUGCUUAAAAAAGUGAACAAAACACAGGCUAAAUCUGAAGACCAGAGCCAUCUUGUUCAGGAACAUUUAAAUGAAGAAAAGGAUGAAAGACUAUACUGUGAGAAUAAUGAUAAACCUGCUGAGUCAGAGUCAGAAAAACCAACUCUUCUGUCCACCGGGCAAUGUAAUGGAGCUGAAGAGGGAUCAAAUUCUACUUCAGGUUUCCUGAAGACUGCUGUACAAGGACCUACAGUAUUAAUGGUAAAAAAUAAUAGAAUAACAAUUCCUGCUAACUACAGUGCUAAGUUUAUGGGCUUUAAGAUGGUGGAUGGAAAACAACAUAUUGUAAUAAAACUGUUGCCUACCAAUAAACAGAAUUUAUAUUCACCAGGCUCACAGUCAGGUGCUGUAAGGGACAGUACUGCAAUUUUGCAGCCCCAGACUUUGGACACUACUGCAUUUUUAACAGGAGUAACAACUGAGUUAAAUGACACAGUUUACAUGAAAGCAGCUACUCCAUUUUCAUCUUCAUCUCCUAUACUUUCAGGGAAGGUAACUUCAGAAAAAGAAAUGGCUUUGCUAUCUCAAACAAGUAAUAUGCUUCCAACAAUGGAUGAUGGAAAAAGUGUUUCUCCUUUGCCAAUAACAUCAGAAUUGAUCACAGCAUCGGUGAAUUUGACCACAAAAGUAGAAAUAAGAGAGAAUGUUGACUUAUGGGGAAGUCAUAUUACUCAGUGUCACCCUGAGGUAUCAGGUACUGCCAUUAAAAGUCAAGAUAAAGUCACCUGUACUACCAAACCAAAUUCAUACAACAGUGGAGAUAUGCAUAACUAUUGCAUUAAUUAUGUCAACUCUGAGUUACCUGUUGAAUCUUCCAACCAAGGAUCAUUACCUUUUCAUAAUUACUCAAAAGUGAAUAAUUCUAAUAAACGUCAUAGGUUUUCAGGGACAGCAGUGUGUGAAAACCCUCAAAGAGAAUCUUCAUCAAGCAAGACAGUAGUUCAACAACCAAUAAGUGAGUCAGUUUUAUCACUAGUGAGGAAGGAGAGCUCAAACCCAGAUAGCCUGUUAGCAUCUAUUAGUCGUUUAAAUACUAAAGAUGGAACUUUAAAAACACAAGCUGAAAUUGAAGAACAGUGUGUUUUAGAAAAAGGACAAAACAUUGAUGGGCAGAACCUGUACACUAAUGAAAAUCAGAAUUUAGAGAGCAUGACUGAAAAGCCUAAAUGGGAUGACGUUUCUAGUGUUGAGUCACCUAUGAUGCCUAGAAUUACAUCUGUUUUCUCUCUCCAGAGCCAACAGGCAUCAGAACUUUUGCCACCUGAAAUAAACCAGUUACUUCAAGAUGUAUUAAAAGCAAAACCUGAUGUAAAACAAGACUCUAGUAACACUCCAGAUAAAGACCUGCCGCUUCAUUGUGACCAGUCAUUUCAGAAACAUGAGGGAGAAGACAAAAUAGUUGAAUCUUCAAAAGACUUGAAAGUACAAGGCUUCUUUCCAAUUCCAUCUGGUAAUAUGGGGAUUAAUGUGGCUACAAAUUAUCUGAAUUUAAAAUUUAGUGGAAAAGAAAAACAAAUGUUGUCAAUGUCACAAGAUGUGAGAGAUUCAGAGAAGACCCCUAGAAUUUCUGGUUUUGGCACAUUACUUAAGACUCAGUCAGAUGCAAUAAUUACACAGCAGCUUGUAAAAGACAAACUACGAGCCACUACGCAAAAUGUUGGUUCUUUAUAUGUGCAGAGUCCACUUGUAAAUUCAGAACCAAAAAAGGCUAUCUUUGUUCAGACUCCAAAAGGCUUUUUUGUACCAUUGCACGUUGCUAACAAGCCUGCAUUACACGUUUCAGGAAGACCACUUCCAUUGGUUAAUACACAAGGUGUCCCUGCCUCUCUCCUUUUAAACAAGAAACCUGGGAUGAUUUUAACAUUUAAUAAUGGGAAACUUGAAGGUGUUUCUGCUGUCAAAACUGAGAAUGCUCAAGCUUGUGGAACUGCAAGUAAGGAGCCUUGCAGAACACCUUUUUUAAAAGUAGAACCGAACAGUAAUUGUCUAACCCCUGCACUUUGUUCCAGCAUUGGCAGCUGUUUGAGCAUGAAAAGUAGCUCAGAAAAUACUUUGUCAUUAAAAGGACCUUACAUUAUUAAAACGCCAGCAAGUUCUUCAGUGAAAGGUGUUCCUGCUCCUAAUAUAAUAUCUGAGCAUCAGGGCACUAAGUUGAAUAUCUCGGAUUCAGUAAAACAGCAGAACAAGAUUUUUCCAAAACCACCGCUUUACACCGUUUUGCCUGAUGGCAAACAAGCUGUUUUUUUAAAGUGUGUGAUGCCAAAUAAGACUGAGCUGCUUAAGUCUAAAUUAGUCCAGAAUAGUACUUAUUAUAAAAAUAUACAGCCAAAGAAACCUGAAGGAACACCACAAAAAAUAUUGCUGAAAAUUUUUAACCCUGUUUUAAAUGUGACUGCUGCUAAUAAUCUGUCAGUAAGCAACUCUGCAUCCUCGUUGCAGAAAGACAAUGUACCAUCUAAUCAGACUAUAGGAGGAGAGCAGAAAGAGCCAGAAUCUUCUAGAGAUGCCUUACCCUUAUUACUAGAUGAUAUGAUGCCAGCAAAUGAAAUUGUGAUAACUUCUACUGCAACAUGCCCAGAAUCUUCUGAGGAACCAAUAGGUAUUACUGACCAUUCAGAGGCCAGGGUAUUAAGGUGUAAAACAAAUUGUACAAUUGAGAGAAACUUCAAUAAGAAAAAGACUUCGCAAAAGAAAUGUUCAAGAAUAAAAACUCAUGAAAGAAGUAAAGAUUCUGAAACUUCCUUUGUAUCUAGAAACAGAAACUGUAAACGCAAGUGUAGGGAUAGUUACCAAGAACCUCCAAGAAAAAAAGCAUUACACAGAAAGUGUAAAGAAAAAGCAAAGCCUGAAGAUGUCCAUGAAUCAUUCGGAUUCAGCAGACCUAGGCUUUCAAAAGAUUCAGUCAGAACUUUGCGGCUUUUCCCCUUCAGUUCCAAACAGCUUGUGAAAUGUCCUAGGAGAAACCAACCAGUUGUAGUUUUGAAUCAUCCUGAUGCAGAUGCCCCAGAAGUAGUAAAUGUAAUGAAAACUAUUGCUAAAUUUAAUGGACGUGUACUUAAGGUUUCGUUGUCAAAAAGAACUAUCAGUGCUUUACUGAAACCAGUUUGUUAUAACCCUUCUAAAACAACUUACGAUGAUUUUCCCAAGAGGCACAAAACAUUUAAACCUGUUAGUUCUGUGAAAGAAAGAUUUGUGCUAAAAUUAACUCUCAAAAAGACAAGCAAAAACAAUUACCAGAUUGUGAAAACUACCUCUGAAAAUGUUCUGAAGGCUAAAUUUAACUGUUGGUUUUGUGGUAGAGUAUUUGACAAUCAGGAUGCUUGGGCUGGUCAUGGUCAGAGACAUUUAAUGGAAGCUACUCGUGAUUGGAACAUGUUAGAAUAA